ACUUUCAAACUCCACGUGUCACAUUCCACCUCUUCCUUCAACCUCUUAAAAACCCUGUAAACAAAAACGAAAUCAUAAGCACCCCAAAACGACAUUGCAAAAUGCACCGUUUCAAAUCAAUCCUCCACCGCAGCUAUCACCACCACACACUCGACAAAACCACCGCUGCUUCCCAUCUAAAAUCCCGGUCCGUUAUCCGGUUCAGCGGUCCAGAAACAGUAAAAUUCCUUCAAGGCCUCUUAACAAAUGACAUAAGGAAGUUCGAUGAAACACCCAGCGAAACGACGUCAUUUUUGCCUACUCCAAAUACACCUUCCGUUUCUGUACCGCCUAUGUACGCCACACUUUUAACUCCUCAAGGGAGGUUUCUGUAUGAUUUGUUUCUAUAUAGACCCGCACGCGCGGAUGAGAAGCUUGAUAGAACCGGGUCUGGACCUGGGUCGGACUCUGGUAAGUCCAUUGAGUUGUUGGCCGAUGUGGAUACUUCUGUUCUUGACGAGAUAUUGCACACUUUUAAAAGAUACCGUUUAAGGUCUAAGGUUGAGAUUGAAAAUCUGUCUGAAGAAUUUUCUUGCUGGCAGCGGUUCGGUGGGAGCCUUGUUGAAAAAUCCAAAGUUACAGAAGAACCGGAUGCUGGAAGUGUUGGCUGGGGAUCCGGUGUUGAUCGUGUUGCCAUGUCAUCUGCACAAGGGAAUGGUAAUGGAUGGCAAUGGUUUAAGGAUCCCAGAUUACAUUGUCUUGGUUUCCGGGGAAUCUUUCCGUCUAAUACAACACCACCUUUGGUUGAGUCUGAUACAGAAACGGAUGAGAAAAAUUACCUGUUGUGGAGAAUAGAGAAUGGAGUUGCUGAAGGAUCGACCGAGAUUCCGAAAGGUGAAGCAAUUCCCCUUGAAUACAAUUUUGCUGGUCUAAAUGCGAUAAGUUUUGAUAAGGGUUGCUAUGUGGGCCAAGAGCUUGUUGCUCGUACGCACCACAGGGGGGUAAUCCGCAAGCGUUUGCUUCCUUUAAUAUUUGUAGAUGAUAGCGGAGAAGAGGUGGAGCAAAUGGUUGCUCCUGGCUCAGAAGUGAUUGACACUGCAUCAGGCAAGAAAGUUGGGUCUGUGACAACUGCACUUGGUUGUCGAGGGCUAGGUGUUCUACGCGUGGACGAAGCAUUCAAAGGUGGGUCGGGUUCCUUGGCUAUACAAGGACAGGAUGAUAUAAGGGUUGAGGCUGUUAGACCAAAAUGGUGGCCAGCUGAAUGGUUUCCAGAGCAUCAACAGUCCAGUGCAGCUGCUUAGUAAAUGUUACUUUAAAGGCAAAGGUUCCCUGGUUCUCGACUUAAUCCUGCACAUUUUCGCCUCUUCACCAGCAGUGCAGGUAGGUCAAUUAACUUGUAACUUGUCUCAUACUGAAAAUAAAAGGAAGAUGCUGAACCGGGAGUUGUACAAGCCCGUCAACAUGCUUUCAUGGAGCAAGAGUAUAAUUACGAGUUUGAAGUUGAUCAGACGUCCUGUAAUUCAUAUUUUAUUUUCCUUUGGUGCAAGGAAAUAAAUUAUAGAGCCAAUAAUUAGCCCGUCCAUGCUAUUCUGAUCAUCUCUUGCUUCUGUAGAGUAAAAUGAAAUUCACCAUAUCUUGUAAUCUUAGUUCUCAUUAAUUUGAUUACCUUUCUAAA
Molecule: messenger RNA, 1654 nt
Organism: Mercurialis annua (annual mercury)
Lineage: Eukaryota; Viridiplantae; Streptophyta; Magnoliopsida; Malpighiales; Euphorbiaceae
Product: putative transferase At4g12130, mitochondrial
Exons: 5
Coding region: 102-1280 (392 amino acids)
Cellular component (GO): mitochondrial matrix
Molecular function (GO): protein binding
Source: RefSeq, a predicted model, not a curated record